This is a messenger RNA of Fomitopsis serialis, 1399 nucleotides long. RefSeq lists its product as uncharacterized. The record is from RefSeq and is a predicted model, not a curated record. NCBI's taxonomy places the organism in Eukaryota, Fungi, Basidiomycota, Agaricomycetes, Polyporales, Fomitopsidaceae. The coding region runs from base 131 to 1117 and encodes 328 amino acids. The transcript is spliced from 7 exons.
GACCGCACUCCCUUCCCUCCAUCGUCAACGUCUCAUACCGCCCGCAGACAACAUCGCACUCAGCUUAUACAGCGAUGUAGUACUUCCCGCGGAAAGGGCCGCGAGCGAGGCCGGAACUGCAAUCCAUCUCAUGCACGCCCGCAUCGUCGGCUACCUCCUCCUCUAUCCCCCGACUAGCGCGGCUCUGAGCUCACUCAAGUGCGAAGUCACGUCUUGCAAGGAAAACAACGAUCGACUUCAAGCUGUCUACGAUCUGGGUGAGACCUAUGUCAAGCAUCUGAUUUACCCCUUCAGAAAGCCAAGAGGGAGAACCCCGGUCUCUUCGGACCACCCUUCACCUCCUUCCUUGGGUAAGCCGAAUGAGGAAGCCGUAGCGGGUCUGCAUCCUCACCCGCAGAAUCAUUUGGACGCUAAACACGUUGCCCUGGUCAGGGAUAAUUACCGCUGCAUGCUGACACGCAAGGUCGACAACCGCUGCUACAGAAAGAGGCUCAUUGCUUUGCGCUGGCCCGACGAGCCAAUUGGCCCUACACAGUGCAGCCACAUCUUCCCCGACUCGCUCGGCAACAUCGAGGUUGGCGAAAGCGAGAACAAGGGAUGCGACGUGACGACGGUGUGGACGAUGUUAAAGCGAUGUGGCUACGAAGACGUGUGCAACGAACUCAAGGCGGAUACGAAGGAGACCAAUCUCCACCGCCUGGAGAAUAUCUUGACGCUCGAACCCUCGACCCGCCAUUACUUUGACAAUAUGUGGCUCUGGCUAGAAGGCGUGCCAGAGAAGGCAAACCACUAUCGUGUCAUCCUUGCGCCCGGCUACACGCACAAGAGCGUAGGAGUCCCGGAGACCGUACAAUUCGUCGCACACGGCGAUCGUGACCUGCCCCUGCCGAGUCCCAGGUAUCUCAGCAUCCACGCCGCGUGCUGUCGCAUCGCGCAUUGUCGGCGCAGCGAAACACCUCGACGCGAUUGUCGACGACAUGGACGAGCUGAGCGUCUUGUCCGAGGACGGGGCGUCUGCGGACGUCCUAGCAUACGCUCUUCAUCGACUUGUAUAGAUCCCGUGAUGUCUUCCUUGCCGACCCUUUCCCUAUUCCUGCAAUUCAAAAGUUAUUCAUGAAUCGUAGAUCCCGGCGUCACUGUAUAACAGUCGCGUUCAUGGACUUCACGUCUAUGAAACUCUGGCUGCCACCUUGCUCGGAACCGUGAACCAGCUCACCGAAUUGGGUUACGCUCGAUGAAUUUGUUGUGAGGCUCGUCCGAGGCUUCCUUCUCCUAGACUCUGGCUGUGAGCUGGUACAAAAUGCGAUGCCUUUGACAGCGUCACCAGCACUCGUAAUGUCACAUACAUAUUUACACAAGGAGCUGCUCAAUCGCUAUAGAUAAUAAUAUGACGUGUCAA